This is a messenger RNA of Hermetia illucens (black soldier fly), 9603 nucleotides long. Its product is annotated as zinc finger protein 609. Gene Ontology annotation, biological process: regulation of transcription by RNA polymerase II. Lineage: Eukaryota; Metazoa; Arthropoda; Insecta; Diptera; Stratiomyidae. The record is from RefSeq and is a predicted model, not a curated record. The transcript is spliced from 12 exons. Gene Ontology annotation, cellular component: nucleus. Bases 1127 to 6757 code for a protein of 1876 amino acids.
ACGUUUCGCGUUCGCGUCACUUUGUGUCGACAAGGGAGGACUUUGCCGAAAAUUUUCUCUGUGUCCACCCGCCGAGCGGAUUUUUUUAGUGAAAAACCCUGGAAAAAGUGCGACAAACAUCGUGAAAACGUGAAAACUCAACGCCCGGAACGUUUUGCAGCAACUGUUCGUGACGAAUUGUGGCUCGGCUGGACGGUGGAAGUGAAUUGAGUGGUCGCGCCGUGCAAGUGCUCUCGAGUCGGUCGUGGAGGCAAGGAAUAAUCCGAGAAAAGUGCAAAUUGGAGUGUCGUGACGGGAGCCAAGUACCGAAUUCUCGCUGGAAUUAAGGAAAUCGAAGGAGUUCGACUGGGGAGCCGCCAACUGCGGCUGGAUUACGUGUAAAUUUCGUGGGCAAUUGUGCACGGCGGUGGCGAGCCCGUGCAGGCCCGGAUCCCGUGCUGCGAAAUGUGUGAAGGGCUCUAGGUCGUCGGAACGCCCAAAGUGCGCGCCGCGGUUCGCCGCCGACUUGACGAGGAGCCCCAGUGGCCCCAGCGCGGAAAGUGCAAUCGGGAAGAUGUUCUGAGCGGAGCGGUUUGUUUUGCGGCGGAGUGCGACCUCUACGGGUCGGCGAGAGUGCGGUUGGCGCGCGUGCAGCCCGCGGCGGAGCUGGUCCUGCGGCUCGCCCGCCCAACGGAGUGAGUGUGGUGUGGUCCCUUUGUCGCCGCUUUGCCGUACGAGAUCAGCGCGGAUUCGAUUUCGAGUGUCUCCAAAGCUGCAACUGUUCUCCGUAUGUGAAUCUCUCAAUCCCAAGUUUUAAAAUGAACGGUUUGGCCCGAGGGCCGGGGCCCUGCGUCUCCCGACUCCAGAAUUGCAAUUCUUCACAACAGUCUUCGACAUUGUCCUCGAGAUUCUCCUUGUCUACAUCAAGUCAACUCUCAACACGUCAUAAAAAUAAUAAUUUAAAAAAAUAUUGUACGGGUCGUAAUCAAAUUGGAAAACUGGGUUCAAAAAAUCUUGUUUGUGUAUUGAAAGGUGUAGAAUCAUUUGUGUCGAAAUUGAAAUCAAAUAAUAUUGAACUCAUUCUAAACGACGAAGUGCUGCGUAUUGUGGGCCCGCUACAAGCGGCAGCCCUCCCGUUUUCGUCUGCAUGGAGUCAAUGAGACGUAGUGAGGCGAAUAGUAGCCACCACCCGAAUAAGGUGGCCGUCAACAGCUUACCAACGGAAAGCAAUAAACACUCGAGUGGUAGUGGUUCUUCAUCACUAAAUAAUAAUAAGUUAAGUUUUAAUCAGCAGCAACAAGCGUCGCAAUCGCAACAAAUCAAACAACAAAAUCAAGAGCAAAAUCAAUUGCAAAAAACCUCAUCGUCAUCUGAGUCUUCAUCAUCGUCAUCAACAACGUCUUCGUCUUCGUCGUCCGGUGCCUCGACUUCGAGCGAGUCGAAAGACACGAACUUCGAAUACGACGACAACGAGUGGGACGUUGGCGGAAUCGGUGAUCUAAUAAUUGAUUUAGACGCCGACAUAGAAAAAUCAUCAUCAACAGCGGCAGCAGCAGCAGCAGCGUCGGUCAGCGUUAAUUCGCAAACGCAACAAGCGUCAAAUCAACAAAUAUCGGCAAAUUUGCCAAGCGUUAGUAGCAAUAAUAAUAGCGGGGGUGGUGGCAGUAAUAGUACGUCGAAUCAAGUCUUAAAUGCUCACGAGAAAUCUCCAAGCUCAGCAUCAUCAUCGAGAUCGUCAUCGUCGCCAUCAUCACCAACAACUGUUUCGUCAAAAUCGUCGAGUCUCUCAUCGCUUUUUGCUCCGAUCCCUCUACGUGCGUCCGGAGGACAACAGCAGUCCAACCAGCAGCACUCUAAUCUGCAAAAACAAAGAGCAAGUAACACUUCUCCCGCUUCAUUCCAAUCAAGUGCUACUAAACUGAAUUCCAAAGUCAGUUCAACGAAAGCUUCCUCAAACCUGAAACUCCAGCAACCUGCACUCUUAGCACAACUAAAUAGCAAAUCCGCUGCUUCAGACCAUUCACGCUUCCCAUCCUCUUCUUCGGCGUCCGCGCAAUUAUCAAAUUCUACUUCUGUUUCUCGAAACUACCAAAGCAGCAGCGCGGGCAAUCAUCCAUUACAAGUUGACAGGCACGGAAAGUUGUUAACAGGCAUAGUCCCAACGAUGUCCUCUCAGCAGAGUGGAGGCCAGGGAGCUGGCAAAACUGCAACAAAAAUGUCAAUUGACCAUCAAGCAACUCUUGACAAAGGUCUCAAGAUGAAAAUAAAGCGCACGAAACCCGGCACUAAAACCUCGGAGGCAAAACAUGAAAUAGUAAAGGCUGAACAAAACGGAACGACGACAAAUGUCGAAGAUAACAAUAUCUCAUCGAGUAAUUCGUCCUCUUCUUCGUCAUCUUCCAGUGGAAAGAAACACAGCCAAAUGAAUUCUGCCGCGGUACAACCUAUCCAGCAAACCCAACAGCCCACAAAGCGAGGUAGUAGCGGUCACCGACGUGAUAAAACCCGCGACAAAACGCCACAUUCGCGAGACAAAUCGGAUCACGGAAGUGGGGGUGGAAGUUCCAAUAAUAGUAACAGUAGCGGCAGCAACAGUUCCUCCAGUUCAAAUGCAAAUAAUGCUUCGCAAAGUGAUCGUUCAUCAACCUCUUGCAAUUGCUCGCACGACAUCCAAGUGAACGGGGUCCAAGCGCCUUGCACAAAUGUUUCCUGUGUUCGGAGUCGGACACCCACAACAACAGUGGAUUCUGCAAACAGCAACUCAUUGUCUCAAAGAAUCUCUGCACCGUCUGCUGGCAGUCAGCAAUCGGGCAACACAACCGGAAACUCCCUUAGUGGGAAUUCUUCGUCAAAUUCCUCCUCGUCAAACCAUAGCACAGGCGGGGCUAAUUCAUCGAAUCUAUUUUCGAACAAUAACAGUUCUACAAAUGUUCAAUCUUCAAGUAGUGGCACGCCGAACGCUCCUGGUCCACCAAAGGACAAGCUGUCGUCCUCGAAUACCAGCAAUCUGCACCAUCAACAGCAACAGUCUUCGCCAGCAACAGUCUCAAAUUCCACAUCCUCCUCCAUGUCCAACAUCCAACAAUCGAGUCAAACUCACAAUUCCUCACCGGUUAUCCACAAUAGCAGCAACCAAAAUAGUUCGAGCGGGAACAGCUCUCAACAGCAAUCAAUAUCGGCAACAGUUCACCAUACGAUCUCGGUGGCCGCGAACUGCGACGAUAGAAGUUGCAGCCCGCCGGCAAAGAAGCCCAAAUGUGAUCCCAAAGACAUGAUUGAUAUCUGUGUCGGAACAUCAGUUGGUACUAUAACCGAGCCUGACUGUUUGGGGCCUUGUGAACCGGGCACCUCGGUGACGCUGGAGGGUAUCGUGUGGCAUGAGACUGAAGGUGGAGUUCUUGUGGUAAAUGUGACUUGGCGAGGAAAGACCUACGUUGGUACACUUUUGGACUGUACGCGCCAUGACUGGGCUCCUCCAAGAUUCUGUGAUUCACCUACUGAGGAACUGGAUUCCCGAACUCCCAAAGGAAGAGGCAAGCGUGGGCGUGGUGCUGCGCUGACUCCGGAUCUAAGCAACUUCACGGAAACCCGAAGCUCUGUACAUUCCAAAUUGCGGAAUGGCGCAAAAGGUCGUGGCGGACGUGCUGUCACAACAACAGGUGCUGCAACAACUACGACGACAACCAGUUCAACGACGGCAGCAUCAUCGACGACUUUGUCGUCGAGCAACUCGAGCAGCACGACCAGUUCGAAUACUCCGUCAACGUCGCCGACCGCUUUUCUACCUCCACGUCCCGAAAAGCGCAAAUCAAAGGAUGAAAGCCCAUCGCCCGUGAACGGGGAAUCAUCCACACAGCAAAGUAGUGGUCAAACCCAGAGCUUUGUCAACCCCGUGACUGGGUUGAAUGUUCAAAUCAACCCGAAGAAGUGCAAGACUGCUUCACCAUGUGCGAUCUCGCCGGUAUUGUUGGAAUGUCCCGAACAAGAUUGUAGUAAGAAGUACAAACAUGCCAACGGGCUCCGAUAUCAUCAAAGCCAUGCACAUGGAUCUGGGUCCAUGGACGAAGAUUCAUUGCAGCUGCCUGAGUCGCCGCGGAUCGCCCCACCCACCACACCAUCUCCUGCUCCGGCAACGACACCACAGCCGCAAAUUCCUACUUCAAAUGCAACUGUUGCACAAGUGGCGUCACCGACGGCAGCUUCUCCAAACUUAAUGUCGGCGACAGUUCCUUCCACGCCAUCUCUGCCGACAGUGCAGAGCGCAACAAACCCAGCAGCCGCUUCGACAGGUGGACUCCUGACAACAAUUCCACAAUCGGUGGCUCCAUCCAUACCGCAAUCCAAUGCCGGUCCAGCGGUGUCACUGUCAAGUCAAAUGCCACAGCAUCCUGUACCUGGUGGUAGCAUCACCUCGGGAAUUUCGGGCCAGGCGUUGUCGCAUCAACAGCAACACACAAUGCUUGUGGGUGCAGUUCCAGGUGCUGGACUAAUGGGAAGCAAUAAUCAAACCAUUCCGGAAGCUGGUCAACCACUUCUGUCCCAACAACAAGCGCAGCAGCAACAACAGCAGCAGCAGCAAGUUUUGGUGGCAAAUAGCAAUAUGGCAAAUGCUCCGUCACGAGUCGAUUCUCAAAUCAAGCCCAGUGUGCUGCGGUUUGGUUCACCUUCAGACAACUUGUCUGGUCCGCAAAAUAUGCUUCCUGGUCAGGGUCCCAUCAGACCUACGCCAACAGCCGCCUCGAUGGCUGCAAGUUCGGGUCCGCCAAGUGCUCCGGAAGGGGUUGGGCAUCAGCCAUCUUAUAAUCAAUCACCCGCCUCAGUUCAACAAGGUUUAUCAAAUAGUAAGCCGCAAGGUUACGGAAAACAGAAGAAAAAUCGUUCAAAGUCGCCUGUUCUUGGUGAAUAUGACAAUUCAACGUCACGUGAUAACGUCCAAAGCCCAGCUUACAGCGAUAUUUCAGAUGAUUCCACGCCAGUUGUGGAUAGCGAGAUAAGCGAUAAAUCACAACCUCCUAAGCAUCCGGAUGCCAAAAAAGUACCAGAAGGAGCGCCACCACAAAUUGCCUCAUUGGGAGGUUACAGCAUGUAUCCCUUCUACCCGCAACAACAGUAUAUGGUGCCACCUGAACAUCAGGGCCCCAAACCGCCGGUAUCGCAAUCUUCAUUGCAACCCUCAUCACCUGCCGAAUACAAUAAAUCAAAAGAUCCACCACUUGAUCUAAUGACAAAGCCCGUUCAGCCGAAUGAGCCACCAUCGAAGGAAUCAAAUGUACCUCCACAAAGCCCUGCAGGUCCAGGGCCUCAAAAUCCGAAUAAACCGAUACCGCAUUUCUAUCCGUAUAAUAAUUACAUGCCUCCUGGCUAUCCGUACAACAUGGAACCAAAUUAUGGUCCGAUAUCAAUGGUCUCCGAUGACAAUAAACUCAGCGCGAUUUCCACUGCUUCGCAUUCCAUGAAAGAAGAACGUAGCAAAGAAAAUCCUAGUCCAAGUGAGCAUGGAAAGAUACCAGGACAGAUACUACCAUCGAAGCUAAUGAAAACUGAACCAUCGGUGAAGGAAAUUAAAACCGAGCCUAGCAGUCACCCAAUGCAUCCUAAAGAGCCUCCGGUUCAAUCAAUGGGUUCGUAUCCAAGCAUGUAUCAGAGGCAUCCAGUCGGAGUUCCACCGCAACCGUCGCAACAUAUGUCGCGGGAAGAAGAUGUGAGAAGAUUUUACAUGUAUUCGGAUCAAAGGCGUCCAAACCUCUCGAACAAUCCACCACCAAAUGUUCCUCCAGUUUCUAUAAAAGAAGAAUCACCAUCACCUUCACAACCACCUAUGCAACAUUCAUCUGCGGGCAUCUCGCAAGGACAACAAAUGUCUCAAAUAUCCCAGUCGCCACAAAACCAGUCAUCGCAAUCGCAAAAUACAUCGCAACAACAGAAAAGCGUAAAAUCUAGUCUCUCCAGUUCACAGACAUCAUCAAGCCAGAAAGCUACAAAUCUGGUGAAAGAUACAAAAGAAGAUAAAGAUGUGAAAAUCAAACAGGAGGGACAAAAACCCACGAUGGAAACACAAGGACCACCGCCACCACCAACAUCCCAGUAUUUCCUUCAUCCGCAAUAUUUAACACCGAAUUUCAGUUUCGAUCCGGGCCAUCCGAUGUAUCGUAACGUUCUAAUGUCUACUUCGCCAUAUAACACGCCUCCCUAUCACUUGCCCAUGCCGAGGUUUCAUGCACCCGAGGAUCUUUCACGAAACCCGGGACCGAAAGCUUUAGAUGUGUUGCAGCAGGCGGCCAAUAUGCAGUAUUAUGGAAGUCAUAAAAUUCACGAGCUGAGCGAAAGAGCCUUAAAGAGUCCAAACAGUAGUUCAAAGGCGAGCGUAUCUAGUCCGAACGUUUCACAACAAAGUGUAUCGAAUACAGUGAGCGGAUCGAAUAUUGGCGGAGGUCCAGGCAUGCUGCAACCAUCAGCAGGACCAGGAGGUCCAUUAAAUUUGCAACCUCCGACAGGAGCAAUGCCGCCCGGGAUUGGACCGGGCGGUGGAGUGGGCAUUGGUGGUCAGAAGGGUGAUGGAAAGCCCGGUACCGAUCCAUCGGGUAAAUCAGCAAUAGGGGGCGGCGCGAAUGAUAGUCGAAGUCCGCCGCCCCAAAGACAUGUUCACACACACCAUCAUACACAUGUUGGACUUGGCUACCCUAUGUAUACAGCACCCUAUGGAGCUGCUGUGCUAGCCAGCCAACAGGCCGCCGCUGUAGCUGUGAUAAAUCCAUUUCCUCCUGGACCGAAUAAGUGAGAACAACUAAAUGAUAAAAAUUCAUACAUGAAGUGACGAUAGUGAUAUUAAAAACAAAAAUUCUAUUUUUUAAUAAGUGGUUCUGUCGAGACAAAAGCAAAAUGAUAGAAGAAAAUUUAAAAUGCUUAACAACUUAUCAAAUUAUAACAUAUGAAUGUAUUUAAUCAUAUUACACGUGAAGAAAGAGCGAAAGAAGGCAAGGUUCGAAGAAACAGAAUAGAAGGCCAGCAAAUCGGUGCAGUGACGAAGCUCCAAAAAGACAGGAACAGUUUCCACACUUGUUUUCUUAUUACUAUUAUCAUUACAAAACGUACCAGUGUUUCAACCCGAGUGACAUUCACAAGAAACAAAGCGAGAGAUUAGUCUUGCAAUGCGGAUGCAAUUUUUGCAAUGUUUGUUAGUCGAUGUAAGCGAACGUAUAAAGUGUUUUCUUUUUAAUUCCGCGCGAUCAGAGAGGUUAUAGUAUGUAAAGUUGUCUCCGUAGCUUCUAUUCCAGCUUAGAGAAUGAAACGAAAAAGUAAAAAUGAAAUGAAAUGUUUAGCACGUAAAAGACUGAAAAGUUUUCAUAAUUAGAAGGAGCACAUUCAAGAGGCGUUUUCUAUAUGGAAAAUAAUAAAUGAUAUGAACGUGAUGCGUGAACGGAGAUAUGGGGUAAAUCACAUGUUGAUUGAAUUCGACAAUUUUUUCGGAUGUAUAUCAGGUUGGUUUUUGAUUUUUUUAGUAUCUUUUUACUUUUUUAUUAUAAUUUGACGAGAAAAUCAAAUACAUUUGGAAAAAUAACCCGGAAAGGUGUGGAAAAUGUAGGUAUUGCCUACUUGGAUGGCAAGCAAUUGUGCAAAGUGAAAAUUUCAACGUGGAGAAAAGUUUCACCUCGACUCCAUUUAUUAAGCGGGACCUUGAUGUCUAUCAUAGUUUUUCCAAAGCGAUAAACAACUAGUGGUGAUAUCCAGAAGAUACAUGACCGGCGAUGAUAUUUCAACUGUGAAAUGGCUGGUUCUCGUAUUAUCGUUUGCAUUUCAUUGAAAUGAAAGUGGUAUACACUAAGGAGAGCCUUGAAAUACUUUUCUUCAAUUAACAAUGGAGGAUUCUGCAUAUAUGAUGCCGGUCGUGUCAAAAAUGUCGAUAAAGUUUAUCCUGGAAACGUGCCACCAGCAACCAACUAUCUGUUUCUUCAUAAGCCUUUGUCCCGUUCAUCUAGAUUGGGUUCUCCAGUUUUCUCGGGCAUAUGCUUGUUCUGGAUGGAGCCAAAACGCUUUCAAAUCCCCAUCUAGUGCUGCUAACAUUGCUCAUCCAAAAAGUAAUCCUAAUAUCAAUGGUCAACCGGAAAUAAAAGGCGGUCUUUCUCCGAGAAAAGGUUGUUAAUACGACCCCAUACUCCGGAUUCUUUUUGUUUUCUUUUUCUUCAGCCUUUGUCUCCUUCACAAGUGGGGUCAGCUCGUCGUGAUUGAUUGCGCCAUUUUGUUCUAUCAAAACCCGCAUCUGGAUACAAUCCGGGAGGCUUUCAAACCCCCAUCCAGCGUAUCAAGCCACCAUUGUUUCGGCCGCCGUUUUGGUCGCUUACCAUCGACUUCGAUGGAAACUAAAAAGCAAAAAGAUCGCGUGCCCUUAGAGUAUUUCUAUGAAUUAAUAACAUUCUGCGACUUUUCUCGCAGCAAAUUAAUGCAUUUCCUUUGGAAUCCCUCCCAUUGUAAUAGCUCCUUGAAAUUUUCGUGAAUUCCUCCGACAUUGCCAAACCUUUGAUUGCACAAACUAUUCGACCUCAAAAAAUAAAUGUCCUGCAACAACGAAUGUGAAGAAUAAGGCAUCCUCCAGCAAUUUUCAUCUCACUCCACAAAAAUCUGCUUGAGUUUGAAACGCCAUGAAACGAUCCGGCUACGACCUCAACCAAGUUCGAAAUUAUGCAGCCGCAAGCCAACAGGCUUCGUAUCGACUUGAAUUGUUCAGAAACUGGUGGCGUUUGCGGUGAUUAGAUAGAAGAUAUGCACAAUAACGAUGGUACGACCUCGCGAUAGUCAACCUCCUUGCGAUUGACUAGUACGUUGGGCCGCUCUCAUUUGUACUGCUCACUAACGCCAUAGCCACAUCCAAAUCUAGUGAAAUGUUGAAUGUGAGAAUUUUAGCGGCUGCAUGAAUACUGCAAACGCGCCAUUCAAAUAUCAUCAAUGAAAUCGUUAUUUUCGACCGCAUCGAAAUCAAGCUGAUCCAUGUUCGUUUGCUGGAGACAAUUCUCGUUAAUUGAGUUUGCUUAAAGUACUUUGAACAUGUCAUCCCACUUGGACGCUCGCAUACUAGUAGAACACAAAUAACCGGGGUCGCGAGCGUGAUCAUUGUAUGUGGCAAGUGGAACCCACCCCAAUUAGUAGUUUAACUUGGAAUGACCUGUGACUUCAUCUUUCCUUUUUUCUGAAGCUACUUCGUCGUCAAUGGUUUACUUUUUGAAAAUCGAUUCAUUUUCCAAAGUGACGGAUCAGUGGACCGAAAAAAAAAUGGGAGAUAGUUUCUCCCCAAUUCGUAGGAUCCGAGUGAAUGCAGAUUCUCUCAAUGCAGAACAAAAGUGUAUUUGAUGUGGGUAGUUAGAAGGCCUGAACCAGGUGGUUUUGGCCCAAUAUAGUUCGCAUGGUUGCGAACAUAACAAGGAAGCCGCUAAUUACGUGGUUUGAACUAGUGACCACGAAUUUCGCGACUUCCGCAAAUGGCGGGACGAAGACAUUUUUUUCCUGCAUUUACCUGCUGUUUUCUAUGUAAUCGCAUCUGCCAACACUUUAGUUUUCAGGUUUUACACGUGUCCUGUUCACUCCUUUGUGGAAUAUAGAGCUUCCAUACAGGUAAGGUAGAAAAUAGGGACA